Messenger RNA from Aphidius gifuensis, 4628 nucleotides. RefSeq names its product tyrosine-protein phosphatase non-receptor type 2 (gene Ptp61F). Gene Ontology annotation, molecular function: protein tyrosine phosphatase activity. Bases 612 to 2075 code for a protein of 487 amino acids. Lineage: Eukaryota; Metazoa; Arthropoda; Insecta; Hymenoptera; Braconidae. Gene Ontology annotation, biological process: protein dephosphorylation. The transcript is spliced from 9 exons. The record is from RefSeq and is a predicted model, not a curated record.
CGUAAAUUACGUAGCACUGGCCUUCCUGGUGUGUAAAAUUACGUGUUUGUGUGAAUGGGUGUGUGUAAAUUGUGUCUCGUCAAAAGUCCAAUAAUCGUGAGAAUAUAAUAGAAAUAUAAAAUUCAAAAUAAAUAUAAAUAAUUAAAUAACAACAACAACAUAUAAAAAUUAAUAAAUCUUCAUGUUUAAAUUAAAAAACGUAGUAAAUAACAGUGUUAAAAGAAAAAUUCAAAUUGGCUAAAUUAAUUGUGACAAAAGUGAAUUAAAAUCGCAUGGCCGAUAUAUAUUUUUUUUAAAUAAUUAAAUGUUAAUAUAAUUGUUUAUUUAAAAUUAAAUUUAUUAUUGAUAAUUUAUAUUGUCAAACUUAAAUAUUAGUUAACCUUAAAAAUUAAAAAAAAAAUUUCAUUGUAAUUUGGAGUCAAAGUGUAAUAUACACGUCAAACAAGAAAAAAGAUUUUCGUUGAAUUUUAUUUUUAUCUUUUUUUUUUUUACAAUUCUCUCUGUCUCUCUUUGUCUCUCUCUCUUGUUUUUAAGAAGUUUUCCGGUUAUUGAAAGGGUGGGGUAACUUUGGUAGUGAAUAAUAGAGAAAAAAAAAAAAUUCCAACACAAGAAUGACCAGCGAGACGCCAGACGCCGUUGGCAAUGUUGAAACAGAAUAUCUUGAGAUUAACUCCAAGGGUGCAUGGCCAAUUUUAUUCCAGCAUAUUCGUAAUGAGAGUGCAAAUAAUGAUUACACAUGCAAUGAAUCAAAGAAGCCAGAAAAUAGACAUUUGAAUCGAUACAGAGAUGUUGCACCAUAUGAUCAUUCACGUAUUGUUUUAAAAAAAGGAUCAUCUGAUUAUAUCAAUGCAAAUCUUGUUUCGGUUGAAGGAGCAAAUAGAAGAUACAUAUUAUCACAAGGUCCAUUGUCAAAUACAGCUGGUCAUUUUUGGCAAAUGGUUUGGGAACAAGAAACUCAAGCAAUUCUCAUGUUAAAUAAAGUCAUUGAGAAUAAACAAAUUAAGUGUCAUCAAUAUUGGCCAACUGAAGAUCAAACAAAUCAAUUGAUGAUAUUUCGUGAUGUUAAUCUUGAAGUUGAAUAUGUUAGUAAAAAAAAUUCAACUGAUUAUACAACAAGAACAUUAAGAUUAACAGACAUGGAUACAAAAGAAAGCAGAGAAAUUUUACAUUUUCAUUAUACAACGUGGCCAGAUUUUGGUGUACCACAAAGUCCAACAUCAUUUUUAAGAUUUUUAGUUGAUGUAAGAAGUUCUGGUGCACUUGAUCAAAAUGUUGGUCCACCAAUUGUUCAUUGUUCUGCUGGUAUUGGUAGAUCAGGAACUUUUUGUCUUGUUGAUUCUUGUCUUGUUAUGAUUGAAAAAAAUGGAUUAAAUUCUGUAAAUGUACGUGAUGUAUUAUUGGAAAUGAGAUGUUCAAGAAUGGGAUUAAUUCAAACUCCAGAUCAAUUAAGAUUUUCAUAUGCUGCUAUUAUUGAAGGACAUCGAGAAUUGCCAACAAUUACUGUGAAUGGUGAUAAUAAUUUGGAAAUAAAUGAAAAUCACUAUGAUGUCGUGAAUAAUACUAACAACUCAUCAUCGUCAUCAUCAUUAUCAUCUGAAGAUGAAGAAGACGAAGAUGAUGAUGAUGAUGGUGAUGAAGCACCACCAUUGCCACCACCAAGAGGUGAUUCACUUACUCGCAGAAUGUUGUCCAACUCUACAUCAAGUCCAGUCACUGAAAAUGAAAAUGGAAUUGGUCCACCAAACAAACCACUUCCAAUGGAACCACCAACAUUAAAUCGUAAUAAUCACAAUGACAACAAUAUUGAAUCAGUCAAUGGAACAAUUGAUAAUAGUAAAAAUUCAUUGACAACAACAAGCUCACCAUCCAGUCCUGAUUCACAAAAUGGAAUACGUCGACGUAAUCCAGAAAAACUUAAGAAGCAAGUGCAGGACAUUAAACGGAAACUAAAGGAAGCUGAAGAUUGGCAGGAACUCAAGAGGUCAUUAUUCAAGCCUGUUACAAUAGGAAUAGGUACCAUGAUUAUUGGUGGGGGAGUUAUCGCGUUAUGUAGUUAUUUAUAUCUCAGAGGAUAAAUAGUUAUUUUUCACAAUACAUAUUUCGGUAAAAUUUAAAUUUACGAUAUCAUUUUCUUUUUUUUUUUUUUAAUGAAAAAAAAAAUAAUAUAAUUAGGCAAACACUAGACUGCAUUUAUAUCUUAUUUUUUUUUAUUAUUAUUUUUUUUUUUUUUGGUUUUCAUAUAUUUUUUUACUAAAUUUAUAACGAGAAAAAUCUCGGUUUAUUUUGAAAGAAUUAAUACAACUCAAAUAUUUUUCAAAGUAACAGUCAAUCUCUCUCAAAAUACUGUGAUUUAUUUUUUAUAAGAAAAACAAAAAAAAAAAAUCAACGAUUAAUUGCUAUUUUUUGUUUAAAUUUUUCUGCCGGGUUUUGAGGGUUAUACAAAAAUAAAAAAUUCAUCAUCGAGAGGGAGAUUAAGGGACUGAGAAAAGCGUAAUUUGCAAAUGAAAUUUGAAAAAAUAUUUGAUAAAAGUAAUUAAAGUAAUGAAAAAAAAAAAAAAAAGAAUUAUUUCGUUAAUGUAUUUUUAUAUUGUGAUUUACGAAUAACACGAAAAGAGUAAAAAGAGCUACGUGAUUUUUUCUUCUUAUAGUUAACAAUAAUUAUAUUUUUCGAAAUUAGUUUUUCGGUAAAAGGAUAAAAAAACAAAAAAAUGUGAAAAAAAAAAAAAAAAGAAUUGUAUUUUUAAAUUUUUAUAUGCCGAUACGUUGUUAGGAAAAAAAUUGAAAAACUUGGGAAAAAAAAAAUAAUUAAUAAUAAAUAAUAGUAUAAAAUAAAAUUAAAAUUUUUAUACCUAAAAUAGAUUCGCGAUUAUAUAUUUCAUAUUAUUAUUUAAAAUUAACUUUCUCGUGGAUAAAAGAACUUCAUUUUUUUCGUUAAACAUUAAUGGUAUAAAAUAAACAAAAAAAAAAUGAAUCUAUAUAUAUAUUUAAAAAUGAAUUUAGGUAACGAAUUAGUCGUAUUAAUCAAAUAGCUGAUGACAAGUAGAAUAAUAUAAGUCUAGUUUCAUCAUUAAAGAGAAAUUAAUAAUAAUUAAAAUCAAUUAAAUUGUAGACUCUAGAAAUUACAUAAAUGUUUCCUCGAAAUUAUUAACAAUGAAAAUUAUAAAAUAAAUAAUGAAACGAUGAAUUUUAUUAAUAUAAUCGCGUAGAGGCUGAAUUUUUUUUUUUUUUUCAUCUAUUAUUAUUUCGUGCUGUUCCUAUUAUUUAAAAAGAAAAAAUAGAUGAAAUAAUCGUAUUAUUAUUUUGCAUAUAAAUUAUAACAACAUUCCGCCAUAAAUAUUCAUUAAUUUUUAUUUAAAAUAAUAAUGUUUCUCAUUUGUUUAACAGAUAUAUAGAAUAUAUAUUUAUCACGUGAUUUUAAUAUUUAAAACACGGUGCUAUACAGAGAAAAUAAAACAAAAACAAAUAAUAAUGAAAAUAUUGAAUAUACUGAAACAUAGCCAAGUGCCUACUCGUACAAAUGUGUGAAAAAAAAUAAUUAAAAACUUUUAAAUUGAAAUAAUUAACUACUUGCCAUAUAAAAAAAAAAAAAUUCAGCUUAGAAAAAUAAUAUUGCACCGUCAACGAAAAGGCUCAGAUAUAUAUUUAAAAAAAUCGAAAUAAAAGUUUGGUAAAAUAUUGAAUUUGUUAUUUAUUUUUUUUUUUUUUAAUUCGUUUUAUGUUAAUAGAAAAAAAAAAUGCAAUAAAUUUACAAGAUCUUUUCUUUCACAAUUUGACAAUAUAAAAUUUAAAGAAUAAAAAAAUUACUUAUAUUAUAAAUAUAUUUACAAACAAAAAAAAAGCGCAGUAUUUAUUUAAAUGAUUUUUAAAAAAUCAAGGACGAAAAAGAAAUGGAAAAAAAAACAAUUAAUGGUCCAGUGGACCAUAAUUCAUUGACUAUAUAAAAACUUAAAAUUCAUUUAAAUUAAUUAUUUGAAAUUGUGAAUUGAAAAAUAUAACGAAAAAAAAAUAUAUAUUUAUAUAUAUUUGAAUAUAUAAGGGACAUUGAAAUGUCUGAAUGAAUGUCUUUGUAAAAUCACCGCUCAUUCAUCUGUUAUUCAUAAUUUUUUCAUUCCCAUUAAUCAUGAUAAAUGUUAGAUUAAGUUUUUUCAAUGUGAGAUAAAAUUGUUCAUUAUAAAAAUGAAUGCCAAUAAUACACACUGUGUGUGAUAUAUAUAAUAGUGCAAACGGGCGGAACGGCACGGAAUUUUUUUCGCAUAGUAAAUAAUAAAAAAUAAAAAGAAAAUUAAUAAUUUAAACAUUUGUAUAAAUUAUUUAGAAAAAUUUCUUUUUAUUAAAAUAAUAAACAAAAUGUGCCAGGGAAAAUCGGUAUAUGAUGACUCAAAACAAUAAAAAAAAAUGAAUCUAAUUAAUCAUUAAAUUACGGUAUAAAUUUAAAUUAAUAUCACGUGUAUGUGAUUCAAAUGAUUAUUAUUUUAAAAUUAUACAAUUCCAUUCCGUUUGUCCCAAUUUUUCCAAGAAAUAUUUUCUUAGUUAUUGAUUAAUUAUUUUCUUAUUUUUUUAAAUUUAUUAUUUGUUUUUAAACAACGAGAAAAUGCUUGAUUUCAGAUGUAAAAGUGAAACGACGGAAC